Molecule: messenger RNA, 483 nt
Organism: Colletotrichum costaricense
Lineage: Eukaryota; Fungi; Ascomycota; Sordariomycetes; Glomerellales; Glomerellaceae
Exons: 1
Coding region: 1-483 (160 amino acids)
Source: RefSeq, a predicted model, not a curated record
AUGAUGGGUAAGAUAGAUACCGGGGGCCGGUGCGUGCGCUCGUCUGGGGGUGGAAGGGGGGGUUGUUGGGGAGACUUGAGUGGUUUGUGCUUUUAUGCGAUGUUUCCCGGGUUGUGUGUGUAUGCUGCUUGUUUCUUGUUGCGAUGGAGGAAUACUGCCGAUACUGAUAUCGCCGCUUCUCCUCAAAUGAGCCUCCUCGCUUCGUGUUCAGCUACUUGCCGUGUUCAGUCGAAUGCCGUUGAGAUAUGGUUAAGUGCGAGGCAUGCAAUACGGGGAAGAGACGUUGGCACGUUGCGGCGUUUUGAAGUUGAGGAAUGUUGGAAAGGUGCUUGGUCUGGCUUGGGAUGGUGUAUUGUAUGGGGGUGGGUUUGUGUGCGAGGUGGAUGGGCGGGUUGUGCUGUGUUCUUGAGGAGAAGGAGCGGGAGCAAGGAGGGCAAUUGUAAACAAGUCGACGGGGCAACCAGCCACUUCUUGCCGGGGUGA